CUAAAGUAGAGUUUAGCAACGUAGAGUGAGCUAACGUAGAGUUUAGCAACAUAGAGUGAGCUAACAUAGAAUGAGCUAACGUAGAGUUUAGCAACGUAGAGUGAGCUAACGUAGAAUGAGCUAACGUAGAGUUUAGCAACGUAGAGUGAGCUAACGUAGAGUUUAGCAACAUAGAGUGAGCUAACAUAGAAUGAGCUAACGUAGAGUUUAGCAACGUGGAGUGACCUAAAGUAGAGUUUAGCAACGUGAAGUGCGGUAACGUAGAGUGUAGCAGCGUAGUGAGCAAACAUAGAGUUUAGCAACGUGAAGUGAGAUAACGUAGAAUUUAGCAACGUAGAGCUUAGAAAUAUAGAGUGAGCUAACGUAGAGUUUAGCAACAUAGAGUGAGGUAACAUAGAAUGAGCUAACGUAGAGUUUAGCAACAUAGAGUGAGGUAACAUAGAAUGAGCUAACGUAGAGUUUAGCAACAUAGAAUGAGCUAAAGUAGAGAUUAGAAACGUGUAGUGAGUUCAUGUUGAGUGAGCUAACGUAGAGUGAGUUAGCUCAAUGGUAGACACGUAAACUGACGUCACCAGAUGUCCCAUGAGGAGCGAUGCCAGUGACGUGGUCUGGUUGUCGUGUGGUGACUUUAAACGUGUUGCAUUGCCGCUCAUGCUAACGCAUGGGUUUGUUUGUGACUCUGUAGAUACAAACUGCAUUAGCUGUCUGUACAGUUACUCUAAAUAAUAAUAAUGAUGAUGAUGACGGGUUUGUCAAAGAGAUUGAUUAACGUUACAUGAUAAAAAAAAUGGGAUUUGGGGCUUCUUACAAUUAUUACCUGGAAGAAGCAGAGCUGAGACAAAACUUUCUCUCUUGACCAUGCAGCCGGUGAUCCGUCAGUACCGUCCCUCAGACAAGGACGCAGUGCGCGCCCUCUUCAGCAACGGCAUCAAGGAGCACAUCCACCCGUGUUUCCGGAACGCCAUCACCAACCCUCUCAACCUCGCCGUCGCCCUGGCUCUGUGUGUCGCGGGCCGCCUGCUCGGCUCCGUGUCGGGCGCUGUGGUGCUAACGGGAGCCUGGGUGGGCCUCGUGUACUACUGCUGCCACGAGGUAUACGCCAGCUACGUCAGGGAGAAACUCCGGACGGACAUGCAGGACAUCCCCGGGAACUAUCUGAGCCGGCCGGACGACUGUUUCUGGGUGGCGGAGGCCGAGGUUGAUGGGAGGACCCGGAUCUUGGGCACGGUGGCCGUAGUGGCCAAACAAAGUGGGGAAGAAAGACACGGAGAAAUGUUCCGGAUGGUCAUCUCGCCGACGUGCCGUCGGGUGGGCCUGGGCCGGCGGAUGACCCAGACCGUGGUUGACUUCUGUAAGGAGCGAGGCUUCUCCAAGGUGGUGCUGGAGACCAGCUCCACCCAGGUGGCUGCUGUGCAACUGUACGAGAAACUGGGCUUCAGCCAAGUCGGCUCACACAAAAGAACCCUCACUUCUGAUUGGAUUCUUAUGCUUACCAAGGUGUGGAUUGUGAUAAUGGAAAAACCCUUGUAGUCCCGGCUUCUCUGUCUGCCGAAGUGUUAAAGGGCUUUAAGUCCAUUUACCAUUUCUGAAAAAGAUCAACUAAUGUUCCUCUUCAUCCGUGGUUUAAAGUUCUCUGUGAUGAAUACUCGACUGCUACAAUGAUCAGUAAUGACGUCUCACUGCUUCAGCAGCAACACUAAUUGUCAGGUUUUCUCGUAGUCGAUGCAACUAACUAUUCUGAAUCUUUUACACAUUAUACUGUUGUUUAUUAUAAGUUUGGGCCAAUAUUUAACUUACUGAUGAAUAAUGAUUCUUUUUAAAGUGCUGUGAUUUUCUUUCUCACAAAUUGACCAAUCACAUUCGUGUUUUAUGCACAAAAACAUGCAAGUAAAUAAAAUCACUCAAAUUGUUUUACACCGCC
Molecule: messenger RNA, 1921 nt
Organism: Gasterosteus aculeatus aculeatus (three-spined stickleback)
Lineage: Eukaryota; Metazoa; Chordata; Actinopteri; Perciformes; Gasterosteidae
Source: RefSeq, a predicted model, not a curated record